AUCGCAGAGUGCGCGGGCGCGUUGCCGUGGUGAAGAAGGACCAUUUGCUUAAGUACACUAGAGACUGUGAGACGAUACGUGGCCAAGCUUAGUUUUCGCGAGAAAAUAAGCCCACACACACACAAACGCACACACGUUAACGACGGCAAACAUUCCGUAUCAGUGGAGCAAUCACCAAUGGCGGGCCUCAAUAUCGGCAUACCGACCGACGCGACGCGGCGGCAUCCGCUCAAUACUGCUCAAUAGUUCUGUAUUAAUAUCCGUCUUAAUUACUACCCAGCAAUAUACAUUUGUAAACACUGCAAUAGCUUGAUUGAAUCAUUUAAUGACGCAGGCAAUCAUCAAUAUUUUCGUGAAAAGGAACUUAUUUAUCAAGAUGAAGAAGACAACACAAUCUUAUUUGUUCAUAAUUACGAGAAUGAAAAUAAAGAAAACCAUGAAAAGCAAGUGUUUAACAACGAAGAGCCUGAACUUCAUAAUUCUUCAUUAUCAGAUGCUGUGUGGACAAAGCAAGACACGAUGGCAAUGCUUAGCUUAUACGAAGCAAAUAUACAAAGGCUUAUGGAUAUCGGCAAGAAAUCAAGGGUGUGGAAGAAAAUAUCUAAAGAUGAAAAAAAGAAAGCUUGAUAUAACUGGAUCAAAGAACAUUAGUAAAAGUAAAAAAUUAAAAAUAGAUGCUACAUCCACCGAAAAGAAUCUACCACCAGUUGAUGAGUCUCCAAUACUCAAAACAACUCUGGUUGCAGACGUUAAAAAACUGCAAGAAACCAACAAUGCAUUCAAAGUAUGGAAAUUUUAGAAAAAAAUCAAGAAAACCAGAAGGCUAGAGAUGAAAAAAUGACUAAAUGUUUAAAAAUAAAAGAGAAAGAAAUGGAUUUAAAGAAAAGAGCUAUUGAUGUUCGUGAAACUGAAAUGCAAAUUAAAAGAGAUGUUGCAUUUGAUAAACUAAAGUGUAAUGAAAAGAAGCACAAAGACUGGUUAAAUAUAGAAAAAUUUAAAUGUGAGCUUCUAAAAAAAGUAUUAAAAAUCGUACUGACAGCGAAGAGUCUGAUUAAACUAAAAAGUUAAUGUUUAAGAGUUUAUUGUACCUAAAAAGUUUAUUUCAACAUGUCAAAAACAAAUAAAAUAAC
This is a messenger RNA of Chilo suppressalis (striped riceborer), 1130 nucleotides long. The record is from the annotation of a GenBank genome assembly. Lineage: Eukaryota; Metazoa; Arthropoda; Insecta; Lepidoptera; Crambidae.